This is a messenger RNA of Pyricularia pennisetigena, 246 nucleotides long. RefSeq lists its product as uncharacterized. Lineage: Eukaryota; Fungi; Ascomycota; Sordariomycetes; Magnaporthales; Pyriculariaceae. The transcript has 2 exons. The record is from RefSeq and is a predicted model, not a curated record. The coding region runs from base 1 to 246 and encodes 81 amino acids.
AUGGGGUCGAUAACACCAACUGAGGACAAGGCGACAAGCAUGGGGGACACCAAGGGUCCAAGGACCAAGGGAUUUAUCAACCAUGAAUCCAAAGGCCUGGCGAUUAUCAUAAAUCUUGUCGACGCCGUCAACUUCCUGCUGCUGCUUCUUUUCUUCUUCUUCUUCUUCUUCUUCUUCUUCCUCCCCCAGCCUCCGCUGCCAGCUCAUCAGUCAGCCACCAUCGCCAACUCACUUGUCGCCUCUUGA